AUGCUAAUGGGCUACGAAUGGGUGUCUUAUUCUGGCAAGCGCAAAGGCCUCCGUGUAACUCAUCAACCUGCUGGUGCUCAACGGUCGACAUACUUCCUCCAGCUACCCUAUCGUUUCGGUAUACCUCUCAUGGUGCUGAGUGGCACAUUACACUGGCUGGUUUCGCAAAGCAUCUUCCUGAUCGCCAUCGACUUUUACGACCCAUUUGGGAAACCGGGCACUGGGUCUGAUGCAUCGAACAUGCCAUUCGAUUACAAGACUCUGGGCUACUCGCCGCCGGCAAUCAUAUCAGUGAUAGUGUUGGGUGGACUAAUGGUCAUCAGCAUAGUUGCUUUCGGGUACACACCAUACAAGCGUGGAAUGCCAAUUGUGGGCAGCUGCAGUAUGGCCAUCAGCGCAGCUUGUCAUCCGACAGAACAGGUUGGCAGUGGUGAGAACAUUGCCGAGAAGAAACUGCAGUGGGGCGUUGUCAGUACUGGUGCUGAUGGACUGGGUCAUUGCGCUUUCUCGGCAGAAGAUGUGGGAGCAGUCGUUGAAGGCAAGAUGUACGUCCAAAUCAGUAGCCAACCUCUCAGGGACCUCUGGAAGAACAAGCAAGACUGUCCACAGGAUCAAGAACCUGUCGGACUACCCUUCCACCAAUCUAUCGAAGACCUCGAAAACGCCGCUGCCGAUGGCUGCGCAAUUUGCAAGACCGUACAGCGCGAUGUCGCGCAGUUUCAGUCCGACUUCAGUGGGGCGAAGAAGGAACCUGGGAUUCGUGCCGAGCGUGGCGGAGGACCGGAUUGGAAGAUGUGUCUGGUUAGGGACGGCGAUCCGUUGGCCGCUGUCGUUCGAGGUCGCAAGACACUCUCCUCAUCGCCGCAUACACUUGCACAUGCCCUGAACUGGGUACGCGAUUGCGACAAACAACGGACGGAUCGGCGCUGUCAUGUCGAUGCGGCACCUCUUCCAUCUCGUGUCUUGGAUAUACGAGACUCGACGCCGCACAAAGUAGCUCUUUAUGAGCCCAUCGAAGGAGAACUGGGACGAUAUGCAGCACUGAGUUAUGUCUGGGGCGAGUCAAGCCCGUUCGCAACCACACGUGCCAAUAUCGAAGCCAACAAGAGGGGUAUCGAUACCGACCAGCUCCCAAAGACGUUUCAGGACGCCAUCCUCAUAGCCAGAGAAAUGGGAAUCGGCUAUCUAUGGAUCGACUCCCUCUGUAUCUGUCAAGACGACUCAGAAGACUGGUCGCGCGAAACAUCGCGCAUGGCCUCUGUCUACUCAAACGCCUACAUCAUGCUCUCCGCAACCGGUUCUCCCUCCUCUACAUCCGGUCUCUCCAUUUUCUCUCCCAGCCGCCCAGUACCCAACUACUCCCCAUUCGAAUACACGACCACAGACGGUAUCAAAGGAAUCCUCCACGCCUUCUCCUCCUCCCGCGAAACAGCCGCAAAGCCCUCCUGGGCCGGAAACAACGCACUGCUAAAGACCGAACCACUCAGCCAACGCGGCUGGGCGUUGCAAGAACGCUGGCUCGCACCGCGUGUGCUACAUUUCGGCACGGAGCAGAUAUUCUUCGAGUGCUACUGUUCUUUCCUGAGCGAGCACGGUUUCUACCUACCAGGGCGAUCCUCGACGCCUACUCCCGCCGUUCUCUAA
Messenger RNA from Alternaria metachromatica, 1644 nucleotides. RefSeq lists its product as uncharacterized. The record is from RefSeq and is a predicted model, not a curated record. Lineage: Eukaryota; Fungi; Ascomycota; Dothideomycetes; Pleosporales; Pleosporaceae. The transcript has 5 exons. Bases 1 to 1644 code for a protein of 547 amino acids.